AUGUCAUCUAAUUUACUGGAUUUGUUUUCAAUCUCUCAAAAUUUCGAUCCAUUAACAAUUACUCAAAAUAUGGAUAUUUUAUCAUUUUCCCAAAAUAUGGAGGUUUUAACUAAAGCAAAUUUUGAGGUCAACAAAAUUAUUAUUAAAAUGGCUAGGUAUUUUUUGAUAUUUAAUUUUAAAUUUUUUUAAUAAAUUUGUUACCCCAUUCAAAGAAAUUUUUAAUCCUGGCAGACUUUGUUAUUUUCUUUCUUUUUUUCAGAAUAGAGGAGGGGUUUUAGUGUUAUUAGAGAAUAGAUCUUGGCCGUGGCAAUUUUCAAUUAUAAGCAAAUCAGAGUCCAUACAUUUUUUGUCUUCCUUUAAGUUUACC
Meloidogyne enterolobii is the source of this 367-nucleotide messenger RNA. The record is from the annotation of a GenBank genome assembly. NCBI's taxonomy places the organism in Eukaryota, Metazoa, Nematoda, Chromadorea, Rhabditida, Meloidogynidae.